UGAAAUAUACUCCUACCACGAAAAUAGCAAAAGUGAAAGCAAGGAUCAUUUGUAUUCAGGAACAGCAACAAGACAUGGCAAGAAAUAAAUUGCAGGAGGCAUUGUGCAAAUACAUCUCAGAUACCUUCAGCCUCAUCAGCACAGUGAGGGGAUUCUGUGAGUCAUCUUCUAAAUGGUUGGAUGAAAGGAAGACAGCAGUAAAAAACAUUCAGAGCAAAAAUAAUGUGGAUGGAGUGUUGAAAGAAACUUUGAGAGGUCUGGAGAAGCUGGAAGACUUCCUGGAUGCUGUGGAGAAGCUUGCAGUCACUUCCAAACACGUGUUCAUGAAUGGGAGAAAGAGACUACAACUGCCCAAGGAUAUCAGUCAUGUUCAGACUGUGAUCAUGGCCUCACAAUGUGUCGGUCCUCUACUCCUGGUGUUCAAAAGAGAUGCAAACAUGUUCUUUCUUCCAAAAGAGCAGAAUGUAGAAGUGCUGGCCAAUCAGCUGGACAAAUACAUUCAGACCACUCAGAAAAUCUGUCAGCAGUUUCAGGAGAGCCACAUCAGUGACCUUACGAUGAACAAAGACACCAAGGUCCAUGUGGAUGUCAGGUUUUCUGAACAUGACCUACUAACGAUGCUAGAUCACAUUAACCAGCUUGAUGAAAUCAGGGAGAACGAGCACUUCCGUAUGCUGUUCUUGUUUCAGGAAAUUUCCUAUGAUGACUUCAUGAUGGAGUUUAAGGAGCGACAACCAAGGAUGCUGCAGUCUCUAAACGAUCUAGAGGAGUGUGCUGUUCAGUUAGACAGAAUGAACACAGGGUCAAAGAUCUCCAGCAUAGCAGGAAGUUCAGUGGGAGCAGUGGGCGGUGCUUUGUCAAUUGCUGGGUUGGCAUUGAUGCCAUUCACAGCAGGAUUGUCCCUGGGUCUGACUAUCGGAGGGAAAGCGAUGGGAAUCACUAGUGGGGUAAAUAAUGCUGUCACCACAUUCACAGGGAUAGGAGUUAAUAGAAAAUAUGAAACCAAAGCCAAGGAAGUCCUUGAAAGUUUGAUGACAGAAAUGACGAGUCUCCAGACAUGUCUGGAGCAGGUGAUCUUCCAGCCAGUAAACAACAUAGAAGGCAGGCAUAUCGAGUCUUUGUGCACAGGAUCUUCUAAGGUUGUUUCUGUUGGAAAAAGUGUUCAUUCCCUGGCCAAAGAUGUUUCUGAUCUUAGAUUGAUAAAAAACAAAGAUGUGAUUGUAAGAGCUGGUGGGUGUGCAGGUGGCAGUACACGUUUGGCCUCCGAGACCCCAGAUGUUGGCCAGGCAGCACUAAAAGGGACUCUAACCACUGCCAAGAGUAUGAGAGUCGGUUUGAUUGCCCUCAAUUCUCUCUUCAUUGGCAUGGAUAUCUUCUACAUCUGUAAAGAGAGCAUUGAUCUGGCUAAAGGCAGCAAGACCGAGGUUUCAAAGUUUAUCAGAGCCAGAGCAGCUCUGUGGAGCUCAGAGAUAGAUUCAUGGAAGAAGAUCUAUGACUCUCUGUGUCUGGCUCAAAGGGAAUCAAAAAAGAAGAAAGCUGUCUUGGACAAACCAUUUUAUGUGAAGAACAAAAUGUGUUUUCUCUUGUAAGACCCAGUGAGCAGAUGGCAAACUGAUAAGAUGCCUAGAUUGUGGAAAAUAACAUGAUUAACAAAAGCUUUCUUUUUUUAAUCAUAGUAAAUAAACUUAAGGUCAGAAUAAUAACUAAAUGCCACAAGUCAAUUAAAGGGAUUUUUUACCCAUUCUUUAUUUGCAAUGGACAAGUCUAUAUUUUGAGAAUUGAACUAACAGAAAAAUGUACUAAACUGAAAAGAAUUACAAAUCAAAGCUUACAUCAUCCUAUAAAAUUUUUCUAAACUUACAUUUAAACCUCUUGUAACCUCAAAUACAUGUUGUCACCAGUGGAUGAUUAAACUAUUUAAGUCAAAAUGCUGUCAUUUUAAACUAAACACAGCAUUUGUCCCUUUCGAGUUCAUGCAGCUUAUGCACUCAAUGCUAAGGCUACGUAAAUGCGACAGCUCCCUGAUCAUUUAUGUUUCCUCUGGCAUGAUGGGAAAAAGAUCAGAUUUACUGUUUGAGCAUGUGUGGCUGUCACUGUGCUAUGGCGUCGGAGCAAAGAUGUGGAGAAAUCUUGGGCACCUCCUCUCUUAUAAACAAGGGCACCCACAGAUGAAGACAGCAUCUCCACUGAUGAAAAGGAUUACCAGCCAGUGCAUGACUCCUCUUCCUCAAGGGGUGAGGAUCAGGCAGAUGGUGGUCAAGAUCAAUCAGGUGAAGGCAGAGACUGUAGGAGAUAGUGUCUGCCUCCUGAUGCGAAGAUUAGGUGGGUUCUGAAGACCACCAUCUAAUAUGCCUUGGGAUUCCCCCGGAGGAGGUGGCCCAAGUGGCUGGGGAGAGGGAAGUCUGGGCCACUAGGCUUAGGCUGCUGCCCCAGAGUGACCCAAUCCGGAUAAGCAGAUCAUAAUGGAUGGAUUUUUAUACCUACCUUUUCUUUUUUUGUAUAUCUUGUUUUUCUUUUAUCUGUGUGCCAAAUGCACCAUUUGAGAGCCUUCCAAUUUUAUCGCAACCUCACGCAGAGGCAAUAAAAGCUUUCUGAUUC
Molecule: messenger RNA, 2598 nt
Organism: Nothobranchius furzeri (turquoise killifish)
Lineage: Eukaryota; Metazoa; Chordata; Actinopteri; Cyprinodontiformes; Nothobranchiidae
Gene: apol
Product: apolipoprotein L
Biological process (GO): lipoprotein metabolic process; lipid transport
Cellular component (GO): extracellular region; membrane
Molecular function (GO): lipid binding
Source: RefSeq, a predicted model, not a curated record